GGUUUUGUGCAAGAGCAUUGGUAUGCCAGGCUCAAUCCCCGGCAUGGCUGUGCAGAAGAAGAGUGUCAUCCCUCCAUCACAGGGACCACUUUCUACACGUACAAUCGAGAGCCAGAAUAAGAGGAAUCCAUAUGAGAGAACAGGAGACAAUGGCGACCCUAUCAAACCAAAUUCACUGGGAAAUAAAACAGUCUGCUCUGUCAACAAGUCUCCCCAAAUAUGCAACACAGUCUCUCCAAGGGCAGCUGCAGUUGCAAAUGGGCAGAAUAUUGACGAGAGGCUUAAAGCAGCACGUGAGAGGAGAGAGGAGCACCUGAAGCUGCUCGCCUCCCGGGAGCUGAGCAGGUUGGAGCGGGAGCAGCGAGCCAGGCGGUACUAUGAACAACAGCUGCAGCAGCGCAAGAAGAAACUCCUGGAGCACAGGCUCAAAGAGGAGAGGAGGCGUGCAGCCGUGGAAGAGAAGCGCAAGCAGAGACUGAGGGAGGAGAAAGAGCGGAAUGAAUCUGCAGUGCGUAGGACGCUGGAGAAGAGCCAAAGAGCCCAUCUGAACCAGAGUCAGAACUCAAGAGGAAGGAAGCUCACCAAAAACGUUCCACGUCGCUUGCCACUGACACCAUGGGAGAAGAACUUGGUCAGUCGCCUCCUUACCCCCACAUGCUCUUAUCUGGCCAGGAGCAAGAGUGCUACUUGUCAGUCUGGAGAAGAAGUUGUCCAUAUUUGUCGCCGUGCAGUUUCAUUCCACUCCAUGAAUACCACCACCAACACCCCCACCCCUAAAAAAACCCAGAACUACUCCAGUUCAGUCCAGCCCAGGUUGUCAGUGUCGCCAAGGCCGUCAGUCUCGCCCAGGCCGCCAGUCUUGUCCAGGCCAUCAGUCUCGCCCAGACAGUUCGUCCCGCCCAAGCAGUUUGUCCCACCCAAGCAGUCAGUCUCGCCCAGACAGUUCGUCCCGCCCAUGCAGCCUGUUUCACCCAAGCAGCCUGCCUUGUCCAGGUCAUCCGUCUCGCCUAGGCCACCUGUCUCACCCAGUCCAAGCAGCAGAAACAUCAACCUGGCACAGUUCAAAGCAGCAAAACAACAAGAUGCUAAAAAGAAGAGCCCAAACACUCACUCCAGUCCUAAGAUGCCUGCUAUGAACACCAGUGUGAAACCAGCCAAAGCAGCACAAAGCAGAACAGCAUCCCCUUCACCUGAAAGGAGCCCCCGCAGAUCAAUCAGUCGACACUCAACCCCGCUGCAGCUCGAGCUCCCAUCAGUCCCUGAAGAGGAUGUUGCUGUUUGUAGUCCUGCCCUUGCACCUGGUAACUCGAGGCCUGUAAGAACACCAGGCGAAGGUCAGCAAGAGAGAACGAAGGAUGGAAAUCCACCAGGGAGUCCAUGUUUGAACCUGUCCGACGGAGAGACUAAUGCUAUAACCAGAACAGAAGGAGAUGGAACUCCACAGCCUCCUGAGAUCACGUGCAGGCCUUCAGCUGGGACUACAGAUCCAGAGGCAGCCUCACGUCUCCUGGCUGAAAAGAGGAGAGAGGCUCGACUACAAAGGGAGAGAGAAGAACAGGAACGCCUGCAGAGAGAGGAGGCUGAGAGGAGGAGUCGUGAAGAACUGGAGCGCAGGAGGGCAGAGGAGCGAGCACGGCUGCAGGCCGAGGCUCAACGGCUCAUAGAGGAGAAGAAGAGGAGAGAGGAAGAGGAGCAGAGACAAGCCGAGGAGGAGAGAGCUCAGGCUAUGAGGGAAGCCGCCCUUCUGCAAAAACAGAGAGAAGAGGAACAAGCCAGGGAAAGAGAAAAGGCAGAGCAGUUGAAACAAGAGCGAGAACUCCUUGCACAGAAAGAGGAGGCAGCACGGCAAGCACGAAAGAAGCGACUUGAGGAGAUCAUGCGGAGAACCAGGAGAACAGAUUCUCCAGAUACAAAAUCUACACCAGCGAGGAUCUUGCCAAAUGAAGCCGAACCAAAGGAAAACACACAGCCUGCACACAAUGGCACAAUAGAAGAGGCUGUCAAGCUGCCAGUGGGGACGAAAACCUCACAGCUCGGGCUCACCAAUGAGGAGGACAUGGUCCCUGUCGUGGCCUUCAAAGAACGCAGGUCUCUUAGGACCCUCGCAGGCCUGGAGGAGAUCCAGACUCACCAACGAGCAGAGGUCAUCUGAGCAUCUGCAAAGCAACCAGACAUGUCAAAGACUUCGUUGGAGAGCUGUGAUUCCUCUGUGAAAAACAGAAAUCCCUGCUGCACAGCCACUUCGCUGCCCUUCUGCACCUUGAAAACGCAUGUAAAACUACAGCCUUUCCUCUCUAUGAGGACGUCAGCGUUUGGUCACCUUUCUGUGUGUAACCAGUGGCACAAAUGUUGGAGACGUUGUUUAUGACAUUCUUCAGUACAGCAGGUUUCUGAACUAAUAACGAAUAUCUAAAAUUGUAGACGUAGACAGUGGUGGUGGUAGUUUGCUGGCAAAUGCAGUAUAUCUGUUUGGAGAGUGUUGCCUCUGUGAAAUGCUAGGAAUAGCCAUUCUAACAAUCACAACAUAUGUCAGCCAUAUGCUUUUUGCUUAUUCCUGAUAUUUCUUGCUAUGUAAGCACUUUCCUUUCCUCAGUUUUGUCACUGUGGAAUUAGAAUAGCACGAGUGGCUGUUUUGCUCUACAAACACAAGACUUUAGGUCUUAACUUCCUGUCUUGCCAUUUGAUUUUGUGAAGUAUAGCGAUCACAUAUU
This is a messenger RNA of Cheilinus undulatus (humphead wrasse), 2711 nucleotides long. RefSeq names its product ensconsin-like. The coding region runs from base 23 to 2152 and encodes 709 amino acids. Gene Ontology annotation, biological process: microtubule cytoskeleton organization. The record is from RefSeq and is a predicted model, not a curated record. Gene Ontology annotation, cellular component: microtubule cytoskeleton. NCBI's taxonomy places the organism in Eukaryota, Metazoa, Chordata, Actinopteri, Labriformes, Labridae. The transcript has 15 exons.